Lathyrus oleraceus (garden pea) is the source of this 890-nucleotide messenger RNA. RefSeq names its product ubiquitin-conjugating enzyme E2 7. The transcript has 6 exons. Lineage: Eukaryota; Viridiplantae; Streptophyta; Magnoliopsida; Fabales; Fabaceae. The record is from RefSeq and is a predicted model, not a curated record. The coding region runs from base 167 to 667 and encodes 166 amino acids.
ACCUAUUACUCUAAUUUAAAAACUGUAUAUAAAUAAAUAGGAUUUGGCAUUGCAGAACCCAAACCCACAAAGAAGUAAGAGUCACAGAGAAGCCAACCAUCUUUCUCUUAAUUCCAUUCGUAUAAAUAAUCCAUCAAACUGUCGGUUUCCAAACAUUCUUGAUUUCAUGGCGUCCCAAGCCAGCCUUCUCCUUCAAAAACAGCUCAAAGAUCUUUGCAAACAUCCCGUCGAUGGCUUUUCUGCUGGUUUGGUCGAUGAAAGCAAUAUUUUUGAAUGGAGUGUCACCAUAAUUGGACCCCCUGAUACUCUCUAUGAGGGAGGUUUUUUCAAUGCGAUAAUGAGCUUUCCUUCCAAUUAUCCUAAUAGUCCACCAUCAGUGAAAUUCACAUCAGAGAUAUGGCACCCCAAUGUAUAUCCUGAUGGCCGGGUUUGCAUAUCUAUCCUCCAUCCUCCUGGUGAUGAUCCUAAUGGUUACGAGCUUGCAAGUGAGCGCUGGACGCCUGUUCAUACGGUAGAGAGUAUAGUAUUGAGUAUCAUCUCAAUGCUCUCUGGUCCUAAUGACGAAUCUCCUGCAAAUGUUGAAGCUGCAAAGGAGUGGAGAGAUAGCAGAGAUGAAUUCAGGAAGAAGGUUGGCCGAUGUGUAAGGAAGUCACAAGAAAUGUUGUGAUUUGUCGCCUGCGCAACACGGUGCUUUUGUGAACUGGAGAAAGAUACAACUUACCUGUAAUGGAUUGGUUCACUUUUUGCUUUUGAUCCGUGUUAGAAUGGCUUUUUUUUUUGAAGUUGGUCACACUACACUUCUAUUUUCUUCAGUUCCAUAUGUUAGGAAUUGAAAACAAACUGUAUUCUAACUUUCUAAGUGCUUUGGCCUGGUGGUUUGACACGGGAAA